Sclerotinia trifoliorum is the source of this 1665-nucleotide messenger RNA. Lineage: Eukaryota; Fungi; Ascomycota; Leotiomycetes; Helotiales; Sclerotiniaceae. The record is from the annotation of a GenBank genome assembly.
ACGGCUAACCCACCCUUACACAUGUUCAUGUACAAAACUUCCCCUUCUCUUCUCACUUCUUACUUCUUACUUUGCUUUGCUUAUUUUUCUUGCAGAUAUAUGGAUAUUAGCAGUUUAAUUUGAAAUGUUACUGAUACGAAAUAAUAUGCAAGAAAGAGAUGAUAGUCAUAUUGAGAAGCAAUGGCAGGCGGCUUGCGCUCAGAGGGGUCUGGGAUUUGCGGACCCGGAUACGGAUGCGAAUUUGAAGAUUGAGAAUGGGCAUGGGAAUAAGGAUGCGGAUAUGAAUGUGGAUGUGGAUGUCGGUGUCGGUGGGUUGAAGAAUUUACAAGGGAGAUGUGAUGAGGUGGCCGGAAAAGUAAAUGGGUUUCUACAAGAGGAAUUUGGGGAUGAGGAGGAGGUAUUGAGGGAGGUACAGAAACAGACGAGGAUUGCGCUGGGAGUUAUCGAGGAGUGUUUGCAGAGAUAUAGGUAUGUUAUAUGCGACGAGAGGGUCCGCGAUUUCGUGCGAUGAGUUUGUGGAAUGAUUAGUGAUUGUAUACUACAUUGUAGAUAUGCUAAUAUUGAACACAAAACAGUUUAGAAGAAAUAUCCUUUUCCUACAACGGAGGAAAAGACUGUCUAGUCCUCCUAAUCCUUCUACUCACCGCACUUUCCAACCACCAAUCCACCACCUCCUCUUCCCCAUCCAAUUCCUUAACCUCCAAACCCCCACCGGAACCACUCCCCAACAAACUUCCCUCCGUCUACAUCCUCUCACCGCACCCCUUCCCUGAAGUCGACACCUUUGUCGCCACUUCCUCCUCCCACUACCAUCUCCAACUCUCCCGCUAUGCAUCACCCAUGAAAGAAGCAUUCACUCAAUAUCUACAAGAUCAUACACAUGUAAAGGCGAUUUUGGUAGGGACUAGAAGGACGGAUCCACAUGGUGCAAAUCUAACGCAUUUUGAUAUGACGGAUGGAGGAUGGCCGAGGUUUAUGAGGGUUCAUCCGGUGAUUGAUUGGCAUUAUAGGGAGAUUUGGGGGGUGAGUUUUUAUUUUCUCUUUAUUAGAUCUGUAUUGGUGCUUGUGAUAAUUUUGGGAAAUAUUAUCAUGAAUAAGGCUGACGAGAUAUUAUCUUGAAUAGUUCAUCCGCCAUCUUCAAAUCCCCUAUUGUCCACUCUACGAUCAAGGAUAUACAUCAUUAGGCGGCACAACAGAUACACAUCCGAAUCCAGUAUUAGUAGCCGAUAAUGGGAAAGGAGGAGAGGAAAAGAAAUUUAGACCCGCUUAUGAAUUGGUUGAGGAUGAGGAGGAGAGAUUAGGAAGGGACUAUUGAGUUUUUCGGGAUGUAAUAGAUGGUUUAGUAUUGGAUUGAAUUGGGAGUUGAAGAUGGGGGAAUGGGUACGUUACUCGAAUGGGAAGAGAAAGGUGAAGGUUGGGGGAGAAGGGAGUACGUGGUAGAGUAGAUAUGAAAGGAAGAGAACAUACGAUGGGAAAGAAGGUGGAUGAUGAUGAUGGAGAAUAGAGAAUGGAUAAUAGAUGCAUAUGCACGAUACCACUAGACAGGAGAUCAAUCCACUCGGAAGAAAGAUUACAGAAUACUAGAUUUUGAAUAUUAUAGUGUAGUUAGUAUAGUUAGUAUAGUAAAGGAGAGAAAGUAUAGAGAGCUGGGUUUCAUACACACAU